UUGACAUUUGCUUUACUUCGGCACAUUUGGGGUUAGUUUUACGCAAUUGCCUGUUUUUCAGCAAUUGGAGAAAAAAUUAAAGAAUUUUCUUGAAAAUCGCCUGAAAAUUAAGAAAAGUUUUUGAAGUGUUUUUCUCUUAAAGUCAACAUUACCAGCAUGUCUGCUUUAUAUGCCGCUCGUCACCUAACCGGUGUGACCUCUUCAGUUUUGGGAAGAUGUUCUACUGUGAGACGUUGCCUGAGCACUGCUCGCCUAGUGCGUGCUGCCCGUGGCUCUCCCUCGGCAGUAAUGCAAUUGAAUAAGCAUUUGAAUGCUCUUGCCCCAUUCUCUGCGGGCUUCCAACAAUUUGUUAGGGAAUAUGCUGCCGAAAAGAAGGUAUUUGAACGUACUAAGCCUCAUUGUAAUGUGGGUACCAUUGGCCAUGUGGAUCAUGGUAAAACUACCUUGACUGCUGCCAUUACUAAGGUCUUGGCCGACAAGCAACUGGCAGAGAGCAAGAAGUACAAUGAAAUCGACAAUGCCCCUGAGGAGAAGGCUCGUGGUAUUACCAUCAAUGUGGCCCAUGUGGAAUAUCAAACUGAGAAUCGCCAUUAUGGCCACACCGAUUGUCCCGGCCAUGCCGAUUACAUUAAGAACAUGAUUACUGGAACGGCCCAAAUGGAUGGCGCUAUUUUGGUGGUGGCUGCCACCGAUGGUGCUAUGCCCCAGACCAGAGAGCAUUUGUUGUUGGCCAAACAAAUUGGCAUCAAUCACAUUGUGGUCUUCAUCAACAAAGUGGAUGCUGCCGAUCAGGAAAUGGUGGAUUUGGUUGAAAUGGAAAUGCGUGAAUUGUUAACUGAAAUGGGCUAUGAUGGUGACAACAUUCCCGUCAUCAAAGGCUCUGCCCUAUGUGCUUUGGAAGGCAAGAGCCCCGAGAUUGGCUCAGAAGCUAUUUUGAAACUUUUGCAUGAAGUUGAUAAUUUCAUUCCCACACCGGCCCGUGAGUUGGACAAACCAUUCCUUUUGCCAGUAGAAAAUGUAUAUUCCAUUCCUGGCCGUGGUACUGUGGUAACUGGCCGUUUGGAGCGGGGUGUGGUCAAGAAGGGCAAUGAAUGCGAAUUUGUGGGCUACAACAAGGUGAUCAAGUCCACCGUUACUGGAGUGGAAAUGUUCCAUCAAAUUCUGGAUGAAGCCCAGGCUGGUGAUCAGUUGGGCGCUUUGGUGAGAGGUGUUAAGCGCGAUGACAUUAAGCGCGGCAUGGUUAUGUGCAAACCGGGCAGUGUUAAGGCUCUCGAUCAAUUGGAGGCCCAAGUAUACAUUCUGGCCAAGGAAGAGGGCGGCCGUUCCAAACCUUUCAUGUCUUUCAUUCAGUUGCAAAUGUUCUCCCGCACCUGGGAUUGUGCUGUGCAAGUACAAAUACCCGACAAAGAGAUGGUUAUGCCCGGCGAAGAUACCAAAUUGAUUUUGCGUCUAAUACGUCCCAUGGUCUUGGAGCAGGGUCAGCGCUUUACGUUGCGCGAUGGCAACUUAACUUUGGGCACCGGUGUAGUGACCAAGGUCUUGCCUCCUCUGAACGAAAACGAACGUGCCUCCUUGACGGAGGGCAAGAAGGCUCGCGAAAAGAAGUUGGCCGCUAAGAAAUAAGCUUAGUUUGUAUUUUGCAAUUACCUACGUAUAAGUUCUAUUUUUUAUUUUAACGCUUAAAAUCAUAUGCUCUUGCGAUUGUUUCAUUCAUUAUUUGUAAUUGGCUGAGAGAAAGCUUUAUGUACUUGUUUUUCAACAUUUUUAAGUUUUUCAGUUUGCACCAAAUCUGUUUUCUCCGGUUUUUUUUUUUUUUUGAUAAUGCCAGACCCUUAUUAUUUUUGGGACUUUAAAUAGAAUAUUUGAAUGAUAUGAAUGGAAAUUUGUUAAUCUUUAUAUCAGUUUUAUUCAUGUAUUUGUCUUGGAAUGAGAUUGUAUUAGCAAAA
This is a messenger RNA of Stomoxys calcitrans (stable fly), 1946 nucleotides long. RefSeq names its product elongation factor Tu (gene mEFTu1). NCBI's taxonomy places the organism in Eukaryota, Metazoa, Arthropoda, Insecta, Diptera, Muscidae. Gene Ontology annotation, molecular function: GTP binding; GTPase activity; translation elongation factor activity. Bases 157 to 1623 code for a protein of 488 amino acids. Gene Ontology annotation, biological process: mitochondrial translational elongation. The record is from RefSeq and is a predicted model, not a curated record. The transcript is spliced from 2 exons. Gene Ontology annotation, cellular component: mitochondrion.